Colletotrichum higginsianum IMI 349063 is the source of this 3924-nucleotide messenger RNA. RefSeq names its product DNA repair protein rad50. NCBI's taxonomy places the organism in Eukaryota, Fungi, Ascomycota, Sordariomycetes, Glomerellales, Glomerellaceae. Gene Ontology annotation, biological process: chromosome organization involved in meiotic cell cycle; telomere maintenance via recombination; telomere maintenance via telomerase. The record is from RefSeq and is a predicted model, not a curated record. The transcript is spliced from 2 exons. Gene Ontology annotation, cellular component: condensed nuclear chromosome; Mre11 complex; nucleus. Gene Ontology annotation, molecular function: single-stranded telomeric DNA binding; ATP hydrolysis activity; G-quadruplex DNA binding. Bases 1 to 3924 code for a protein of 1307 amino acids.
AUGUCCAAAAUCGACAAGCUGUCCGUCCAGGGCAUCCGCUCUUUUGGAGGCAGUCGCGAAACCAUCUCAUUCUAUACGCCAUUGACCCUCAUCGUCGGAUACAAUGGCUCCGGAAAAACUACCAUCAUCGAGUGUCUCAAGUACGCCACUACCGGCGAGCAGCCCCCCAACAGUAAGGGCGGCGCUUUCGUUCAUGACCCUAAGUUGUGCGGCGAGAAGGAGGUUUUGGCACAGGUUAAGCUUGCAUUCACUUCGACCAGUGGCCACAAGUGCGUUUCCACGCGCAGCCUGCAGUUGACCGUCAAGAAGAACUCCCGAUCUCUCAAGACCCUUGAAGGAUCACUGGUCUACAAUAACAAUGGCGAGCGCACCGUCAUCUCAUCCAGAGUCGCUCAGAUGGACGAGUUCAUCCCGAGAGAGCUUGGCGUUUCGAGAGCCAUCCUCGACUACGUCAUCUUCUGCCAUCAGGACGAGUCUUUGUGGCCCAUGAGUGAGCCCGCCGCCUUGAAGAAGCAGUUUGAUCAGAUAUUCGAAGCGAUGCGAUACACCAAAGCCAUCGACAACCUUAAGGUCCUCAGGAAAAAACAGGGCGAGGAGCUAGCCAAGCUCAAGAUCUUCGAGGAACAAGACCGAAUCAACAAGGAGAAGGGUGAUCGUGCCGAGAAACGCUCCAUGGCAUUGCAGAACGACAUCGAGGAGUCCCGUGAAAAGUGCAACGCGCUCACCCUUGAGAUGGAACAGCUGCAGGAGCAGAUUCGCGAAAAACACGAGCAGGCCAACAGCUACUUGAACAUAGUCAAUGACCUCAAGUUCAAGAGAGACCAGCUUACCUAUCGCGAAGGCUCCAUUGCCGAUAUCAAGAUGACACUGGAGGAGCUUUCGGAGGACGACGAGUACCUGGAGAAUGCGCUGGCGCAGUACGAGGAGCGCAUGGCCCGCUACGGGGAGGAGGCAAACGAGAACAAGGCUCAGUAUGCCGAGCUGCAGAAGGACCUCAACCAAUCUCGCCGCGAGCUUUCUACCAAGCUUGCGGAGCAGGGCAAACAUCAAUCCGACAAGGACAAGUAUGAACGGCAGCUCCAGUCUCGCAUGCAGCUGGUCCGGGAUGCUGCUGAGCUCCACGGGUUCCGUGGCUAUGAUGGUGACCUCAAGGAUGCGCAGAUCAAGACCUUCAACGAACGCAUUCAGAAGUUGCUGGCCGAGAAGAAGCGUGACCUAGAUCGAGCGCAGAAGGAGAACGCGCGAGAGCUGGACGAGGCGACAAGUGUCAUCACGGAUCUCGAGGGCCGCAAGGCAACGACGACACAGAACCGCGUCUUCGCCAAGCAGCGAAUGGGUGCCAUUGAUAAGCGAACCAACGUCUUGCAGAUGGACAUUAACCGUCUGGACAUCGACGAGGGUGCCAAGGCCAUUCUUGACAAUCAGUUUGAGGAUGUCGAGAGCCGGCUGAAAAAGGCGAACGAGUCCUUGGCCCAUGCCGACUUCGACAACCAGCUUCAGCGAGAGAACGAGAAGCUGUGGCAGCUCGAAACCGAGAAUGAGAAGCUUGGACGCGAGUUGAUGGAGUGUACGAGGCUUGCGUCUGAGCGGGCGCAGCUGGACUUGCGAAAGAAGGAACUGUCAGAUCGCAGGCGCAAACUCGAAACCCUUACCAACACAUGGAAGCCCAAGCUGGACGUGCAUGUUGGCACCGCAUGGCAGACAGACACCCUCGAGGCCCAGUUCAAUGACGCCCUGAAACGUCAGAAUAAAGUUGUCGCCGACGCUCGCCAGAAGCGUGACUUGGCAAGGGACAAGCAACAGAAGGUGGACUUCAAAUUGAAGAGUGCUAAAGAUGUCGGUGCCAAGAAGACGGACGAGUCACAGCGCUGCCGCAGUGCGGUCGUCGCUGCUCUGCAGGCCGUCCGAGAUGGCGCCACUAUCGAUGACUACGAGGAAGAGGUCAAAAUGCAUGAGGAAGACGUUGAGACAUACACCACUGACAUCAGUCUCUUGGACGCCCUAGCAGAUUACUACCGCGGCUGCCAGAAGAUGCUGCAGGAGAAGAACAAAUGCCGGCUCUGCGACCGCGUCUUUGAUGACAAGUCGAAUGUCUCCAAGUCCCGAUUCUCGGACAAGCUGGUCAAGUUCCUUGAUCCAAACAAGAAGGAGAAGGCAGAGGAAGACCUCGCCAAUUCCACUGCCCUGCUUAAUGCUCUGCGCAAGGUCAAGAAGCAGUACGAGACCUACCAGAGACUGAUGGCAGAACUCCCGUCUGUGAAGGAAGAGGUUGCUUCUCUGGAGGCCGAAUUUGAAACUCUGGGACGGCAGUUGGAGGAGCACGAUGCCGUCGUCAGCGCCGAGGAAGGCAAGCUGAACGAUAUCGAGUCUCUCAACAAGACAGUCAUCAAUAUCACCCAGGCUGUCAAGGAUAUCAAGGACUCGGAGGCGCAGGUUGACAGAAUCAUGUCUCAGCAGUCAUCCGGCACGGUCAGCAGAAGUGCAGACGAUAUUCACGAGCUGCAGGCGUCCUGUAACGAGCAGAUCAGAUCGACGAAGAACAAGCUCUCCAAGACAACGUCAGAUCGCCAGCGGAUGAAGGACCAGGUCAACGCGCUCGAACUCGAGAAAAGCGAGCUUCGGAAUAAGCUGAGCAAGGCUCUCAACCAACUGGAGCGCAAAAAGGAUUUUCAGAAUCAGAUCCAGACCUUGAAGGAGGAUCAAGCUCAUCAGCGGGAGUUGAUCAGCCAAGCCGAUCAGGAACUGGAAUCCAUCGAGCCAGAGAUCGCUGAGGCUAGGUCAAUUCGAGACGACACCUUGCAGCGUGGCCGUGCCAAGGAGCAGGCCAUUGCCGAGGAGCGGGACAAGGUUGCCGACUCUGUCACGGAGCUGAAGAUGGUCGAGAGCGAUAUUCGAGACUACAUCGACCGCGGCGGCCCCUCCAACCUGGCGGCGAACCAGCGGGCUAUUGCUAGUCUCGAGAAGUCGAUCGCUGCUCUAGACAAGGAGAUAUCUGACUUGACUGUGCGCACCAACAAGCUGAAGCAGGAUAUCGACAACGGCGACCGCAAGAAGCAAAACAUCAGCAACAAUCUGAAGUACCGCCAGAACCUGCAGCAGCUUGAGAUCCUCCGCCGGGAUAUUGAGGAACUGGAGUCCCGCGACGCCGACGAGGACUAUAAAUCGCUGAUCACCGAAGCGAGGCAGCUGGAGAACCGCCACAACCGGCUCGUCGCGGACCGCGGCUCCAUCAUGGGUCAGAUGAAGACCAAAGACGAGGAGCUCGAGCGGCUCCUGCUGGAGUGGGAGCAAGAGUACAAGAGCGCUGCCAAGAAGUACCGCGAGUCGCACAUCAAGGUCGAAACGACCAAGGCGGCCAUUGAGGACUUGGGCCGGUACAUCUCGGCACUGGACACGGCCAUCAUGCGGUACCACAGCCUGAAAAUGGAGGAGGUCAACCGCAUCGCCGGCGAGCUGUGGCAGAGCACGUAUCAGGGCACGGACAUUGACACGAUUCUUAUCCGCUCCGACAACGAGAACGCGACGACGGGCCGGCGCUCCUACAACUACCGCGUCUGCAUGGUCAAGCAGGACACGGAGAUGGACAUGCGCGGCCGCUGCUCGGCGGGCCAGAAGGUGCUCGCCAGCAUCAUCAUUCGCCUCGCCCUCGCCGAGAGCUUUGGCGUCAACUGCGGUCUCAUUGCCCUCGACGAGCCGACGACCAACCUCGACAAGGACAACAUCAAGAGCCUUGCCGAGAGCCUUCACGCCAUCAUCAAGGCCCGUCAAGCCCAGAGCAACUUCCAGCUCAUCGUCAUCACCCACGACGAGGAGUUCCUGCGUCACAUGCGCUGCAGCGACUUUUGCGACAGCUUCUUCCGCGUCCGGAGGGACGACAAGCAGAACAGCGUCAUCACAAAGGAGAGCAUCACGAGGGUUUUGUAA